This is a messenger RNA of Hyla sarda, 3121 nucleotides long. It is a transcript of the gene WSCD1, whose product is annotated as WSC domain containing 1. The record is from RefSeq and is a predicted model, not a curated record. NCBI's taxonomy places the organism in Eukaryota, Metazoa, Chordata, Amphibia, Anura, Hylidae. Gene Ontology annotation, molecular function: sulfotransferase activity. The transcript has 9 exons. Bases 590 to 2332 code for a protein of 580 amino acids.
UCUGCUGUGGUCAACAGUAGUCGCUAGGACCCCGCAGAUGUCUGAGUGGAUGGCAGCAGCAGCAGCAGCAGUGAAGGGCAGCACUGAGCAUGCGCGGAUUGGGGCUUGUAGCUAGCUGCUCGGUUAGUUACUGAUAUAAACAGCUGGAGGUAGUGGAGCACACAGAAUGCAUGCAGGCACGGAGCACUGUGUGACUACUGAGUAGAUCUCACCCUGUGCAUGGGCACAACAGGCUGGCAUGGGAUGCCACAGGGAGCUGGAAUUAUCCUCUGCUUCUGCAUAGCCUAUUGGAGUGUUACUUUUUCCUCCUCCUAUAUGUCACAGAUACAGUGGAAUACUUCCAGCAUUUAAAGAACCCACGAAUAUGGAGCAGACCUUUGAAACCAUUGAAGAGAAUUUACAAAGGCGGUGCAUUACAUAGCUAAAAUGUGGUCAUGUUCAAUAGGAACUUUGAAUGGACAUGAGUUACAUUUUCUGAAGGAUAUUAUUUAAUAACAUUAUACUUGAAACAAUUGGGGGGGACCGUAUCCCCCAUUUUGUUUCCUUUUUUUUAUUUUAUUUUUUUAUACUUUAGUUUUUUAGUGAGGGCAUGGCCAAACCUUUUUUUAGUUUACAGAAAUUUCUAAGGCGGGCUCAGUUUUUUCUCUUCUUUCUCACCAUUGCUUACUUAAUGGCUGGAAGUCUGCUACUUUUACAAAGGUCUUACCUGGUGAUCCAGCAAAACAACCGAGGAACAUCUAAUGUACAGGGUUCUGCGAUUGAUGGUUUGAUGCCUCUUGAUAGAUACUUGGAGCAAAGGAUGUUUCGGUCUUCAUACUGGAAUUCACAAGGAUUAGUGGGUAGAAAUAUUCAAGAGAAACCAGAGACAAAUGCUUUACUUGACCAGCCGCUUUGGCUGAUUUCACGAAACUCAGAGUUAAGGCAGUUGAGAAGAAGAUGGUUUCAUAACUUUGUAAGUGAUCGACAACCUAGUCAGGGUGUAAUAUCAAAACUACAGAAGCAAACAAAUGUUAAUAAAGGUACAUAUGUUGGAUGCUUCAUGGAAAAUUUGGAAGAUAGGACUCUGAAGGCUACAGUAUUCUAUGAUCUGAGGAAAAUGACUUUAGGUCACUGUCAGGGGGCCUGUGCAGAAAGAACAUAUAUUUAUGCAGGUUUAUCCUAUGGAUCUGAGUGUUACUGUGGCAACAACCUGCCCCCCAACCGAGCCAAAGAAGAAGAAUGUAACAAUGAGUGCAAAGGAGAAAAAGGUUCCAUCUGUGGUGGUGUCAACCGUCUCUCAGUCUUCCAGCUAGAGAAACUACAGACGGCGGUGAAGCAGAGGAGGAAUUCUACCUACCGAGGAUGCUUCAGAGCUCCAGAAAAUGGGACUCAUGUUUUUCCUGCAUCGUUUCUCAACCUCUCCACUGAUAUGUGCUUAGAUUUCUGUUCUACAAGAGAAUACCCUUUGGCAAUUAUCCAAUGGCCGGAAUGCUUCUGCGCUUUCCCUACAGUUCAAUUUAACCUUUAUGAACACCUGGAUGACUCUUUCUGUUCUGGGUCCUUGAAUGACAGCAGUGGAUCAGAAGUCCUGAGGGAUGAGAAUUAUUAUUCUGUCUACCAAACUCCCAUUCAAGAUACCCGUUGUACAACAAGAAGAUUUCUACCUACAAAGUCCAAAGUGUUUAUAGCUUUGUCGAGUUUUCCCGGAGCUGGAAAUACAUGGGUGAGGCAUCUUAUAGAGCAUGCCACAGGAUACUAUACUGGAAGUUACUACUUUGAUGGAACCUUGUAUAAUAAAGGUUUUAAAGGUGAAAAAGAUCACUGGAGGAGCGGCCGGACCAUAUGUGUAAAGACUCAUGAGAGUGGCAAGAGAGAGAUUGAGAUGUAUGAUUCCUCCAUUCUCCUGAUUCGUAACCCUUAUAAGGCCUUGAUGGCAGAGUUUAACAGAAAGUGUGCGGGACAUCUAGGAUAUGCAACAGAGAAGCACUGGAAAAGUAAAGAAUGGCCAGAAUUUGUAAACAGCUAUGCAUCAUGGUGGGCUUCACAUGCCAUCGACUGGCUUCAGUACGGCAAGAAACUUCUUGUUGUUCACUAUGAAGACUUAAAGAAAGACAUUAUUGGAAAACUAAAAGAAAUGGUGCCCUUCCUCAGUGUUCCAGUAAAUGAAGAUCGUCUCCUUUGUGUGGAGAAUAACAAAGAUGGGAAUUUUAAGCGAGUAGGCUCCAGCCAGACAAUCAUGGAUCCAUUUACUCAAGACAUGAAGAAUACAAUAGAUGGCUAUAUCAGGACGGUAGAUAAAGCACUUAAAGCAAGAAAUUUUACAGGCUUACCAGAAGAAUAUAUGCCAAGAUGAUAUCUGGAAACUAAGCAGUCUUUUUAGUUUGUAAGACCUUAUACACUACUGACAACUGCAAAAUCUCUCUACUGUUCUAUGAGCUUUCCAAAAACUCAAUGCUGAAAUAGAAAGAAAUUAAAGUAUAGUAGAGAGCUGGCUGUAAACCAAGGCUGGAGCUAUUAGCAUCUUUCUAUGUGUGUUCCUCUACUGUACCGAUGGCUGAGAGAUGUACACUUGUACACUGUGUUUUCUGGACUGGUUCCUUUGUUGAUGUGUGCUGCCUUUAGCAAAACCAUUCAGGAGUAGUUUCAAAUGUCGUAGAGCCACAGCCUGCGAUGUGUCAGAAUUUCCUUCUGUACAAAAAAACAAAUAAAGUUCGGAGCAGAAAAGGGCAUAUUUUCAUUAAAACAUGCCUUAUGUGUGUUUUUUUUCCAAGACACAGAAAAUUGAGUUAGGGGUCACAGCUGAGAGGUUGAGUAACAUGCUUUAUUUUCCUGAUCAGCAGAGAGUUAAGCUGAUAUAUGUUAUUCAGCCGUGUAAGGCAGAAGAAACAAACAACAAUUCACUCAAGACAUUGAAUGAAUUGGGAGAACAGCUUUAUCCUAGUGGAGACAGGACAUAAAUGUUGAGUGAACUUUUCAAAAUUUCUAAUUUAUUUAGGUAGUUUUAAAGUGGAUUUAAAUUAAUGUCAAUGCUAUGGGAACAUGAGGUAACCCAUGAUAACUAACAGCUUGUUUAAAAACACAUUACUCUAUUGUAUGCUUUUAAACACUAAAAUAAAGCUGCAUAAAAUAUCCCUGAUUGUUG